GGAAACACAUUUCUUUCAUGUGUUUUUCUAUUGGACGGUGUGACUUCAUGUUAGAUCACAUCAGCCAGCCUCACUGACAAUUCUGGGUAUAUUUCUUCUUUUAAUAACACCAACAAACAUUGAAAGACAACCGUACAAAAUCGUAAGUAUGAUUUGUUCGUAUGUAGCCCCUUUAUGACGGCCUCAGAGUUGACAGUAUGAGUAUAAUCACCACCCGGCGUUUUCUGCGUCAUGCUUUAUGUAAAGCCUUUCUCUCUCUUGCAUCAACACAGCUAACCUGCUAAUCUGGAGCUAACUAUUCAUUGUUUAAGUCAAGAAAUGCCAAUAUGAUCAUAUUUUGAUCAUAUACUGUAAUAUUAGAUACUAUAAUGUAGCGCUAGCUGUGCUGUUCCUCUGAUUACAUAUUAGACUCAAGGUCAAUGAUCUCUCUGGUCAGUUUGGUUGUUUCCGCUGGUUUGGAUGAACCGUGUUUGAUAACAUACGUGGCUCAGUGGAAGGUUAAGACGCCUUUCUGUACAUAUUCUUUAUUGAAUUACUGUAUUUUUGUCCUGUAGGAAAUCAUGGCAGACCUUGGCAUCAAAGCAGGAGACCACGUGUUGAUGGUUUGGACUCAGCCUUCAGCACCUACAGCCCUGAAACAGUAUGCUGAGGAGCUCGGUGCCAUUGUUGGUGCAGGAGGCAAAUUAUCAGUGGAGAAUAUGGAAAGAUUAUUAAUGUGUGAGUGACUCUUCGCUUUAUGUAUAGUGUGGUCUACAUACUGUAUUUCUGAAUCAGAGGAUAUUGUUGCAGCUGUGAUUUGUCUCCACAAAAUUAGGAUUAUAAUCGAUGUCUCUCUUCAGCCUCCCAUUCAGCAUCCACCUUUGACUGGGUGCUCUCCUGCCUCCUGGCUGACAGCUCCUCCGUCCACAGCUCAGACACUCUAGAGGAAAUAGCCAGAGUGCUCAAACCAGGAGGAAAGCUGGUCCUGGAUGAAGCAGUGACAGGUAAAAAAAACAUACAUCUUUAAAGGGAUAUUCUGGCGUAAAAUUAAUUUAGGGUCAAACACACCGUAACACUGAGUUACACACCCCCUCGAGAGAUGAAUGUUGCCGACCGCUUGCUUCUCUAGUUAUACAAUUUUUAGUAAUGACCGCACGAUAGCAAUACACAGCGGUUUGGAGCAUUUUAAUAUUUGGUGUAAGGACUUACUCUCCUUUAGGAAUGACAUCAAAGAAAUAAAUCUACCGUCUCAGCUACUGCCAAACACAAUAAUGUGUAAUAUAGAUGAAUUAGCAUUUCAAAAUUCAAGUACUGGUAAAGUCAGACAUUAUCAUUUUGGGCCACAUCCUGUCACAUAACCCACCAUGUUGGUUCUGGAUCUACCUGUGUCUGAUGUGAUUGUGUCUUCACUCCAGGAGAUGAGGGGCAGAUCGUGAGGACUGCAGAGAAACUUAUGUCGGCUCUGAAGUUAUCAGGCUUCAUGUCAGUAACAAAGGUGAGAGGGUGUUUCUCAUGCAAAGACUCUGAAUUUUACAAUGUGUUUGUCUGUCUGUGAAUAAAGAAGGGUUUCCAACACCAGACCUCUUCAAAUACUCUUCAAAAUAUUCUACAAAAAUCCUUCAAGGAGAUUCACAGUAAUGUGUUGUGCUGAAGAAUGGUGUUGUCAUGUUGCUGAAUUAACGAAUGAAUUGUGUUAACAGCUAGGACCACUAGAAGUGUAUUUUAAUUAAUGAAUGUAACUGAAAAAUGUAAAAGAAGUUAUUUCAUGAUGUUACGCAGAAGUUAUUACACUGUUGGGAAACAAUCAGAACAAUGGACACCUGUUUUGAAGUGAGUCCUUAAAUUCUUAAUAUCCUUUAAAGUUUCAAGUUUGCAUGUCUUAAAAAGCUUGAAUUUGAGCAGAGUUAAUAGGAAAACAUUUUUACAUAGGAUUGGAGGGAGUCAAUGUGUGUAGCUGUAAUGGAACCAUGAACAAUGAACCAUGUCAAAAAAAGAAAUUGACUCAUGUAAGCAAUGGAUUUCAAUGCUUGCUGAUGAUGUUAAUUACAAUUCAUAAAACUGAGGACAUACAAACACUUUUUACUAAGUGUAGUGAUCCCAAAAAGAUCACCAGAAGUGAAGUCUUUAUCAGUGUUGGGAAACUUUUUCAGCUCUUUACAGGCCUUUUUUAACCCAUUCAAUCACUGUCUUUCUCUACAUCCAGAUCAGUAAAGCAGAACUGAGCCCAGAGGCAUUAAACUCCCUCAGGACAGACACUGGAUACCAGGGAAACACCCUAUCCAGAGUCCGUGUAUCUGCAGCUAAACCCAGCUUUGAGGUGGGAUCGUCAAGCCAGAUUAAACUCUCAUUUGGGAAGAAGACACCAAAACCAGGUAGGAUCACAAACCUUGUCCUUUACUUGGGGAGACGGUCAGUGAAGAGUUUUGAUCUCUCUGAAACUCACUCUUUCACAGUUUGUUCAGAAUAAAAAGCAUUAAGUGUAGAUGAAAUUUAACUUCGUUAUAACUAUGUUUUUCUCUGGUUGUACCGUUAAUGUGCCAGUGUUUCAAUCAGAGUUAAAUAAAACAACAUUUAUGUUUCAUUAUUUGUUUAUCACAAAAUUUCUUCCAAUUUAUCAACACAAAAGACUAAAGAAUCUCUUCAGGUCAGGUAUUUAUAGAAAAGGACAAAUGGUUAGAAUAACAAAAAGAUACAGUGGGUCUCAAAUCUCAGAUAAUGCAAAGAAAAAAACUCAGCUCAUAUUUUUGUUUAAAUAACAGAAUAUUGAUUAUUUAAACCAGGAUGCACUCAGAAAUAAUACGUCAUGGAAUGAUCCUGAUUUCUAGUCUUUUUUUAUGUUGCUGAUGGUUAACUUGUCACGUGUCUUAUCUUUGUUUGAAGGCUUGCCAACUGAUCACUAAGUCAGUACCUUGUUAGGUAGAAAAAGAUGUGUGUCUCUUCCUGAAAUUAAUGUGGCGUUUGAGUUACCUCGGAAGUCAGAUGUCCGAGCUGGGAAUGACGUCACUCCCGAGUUACCAGUACCAAGUUGGAAGAAAGCAAAAUCAGAGGCGCACAGUUAUUUUAGCGCUUACCUUGUCCUUGCUUAUAUUCGACAAGGCAAUCGCUAAAAUAACUUUCGUAGAUGUAGCCAUCUUUUUUCCGCCUCUGAUUUUGCUUUCUCCUGACUUGGUAACUGAAAUGCUGGUAACUCGGGUGUGACGUCAUUCCCAGCUCGUUCUUCUGACUUCCGAGGUAACUUGAACGCAGCAUAACUUAAAAUGGACUAGAAUAGUUUCCUUUGAUGCAGAGAUGCAGGUUUAAGAAAAUCAUUGUCAUAGCCUCAGUUUUCUUCGGGGCUGUAUGUGAAGUCAUUGUGUUGCAUAUUCAUAUUUACUGAUGCUACUGUUGCAAAUAUCUGUGGCUUCAGCAGAGAAACCAGCUCUUGAUCCCAACACGGUCAAAAUGUGGACGCUGUCAGCCAAUGACAUAGAUGAUGGUGAUGUGGUGAGUUAAAGAUACAGGUCUCUUUCUGUUUUUUAAAUGAAUGCCACACUUACUUCUAAUGGAACUUUGGAUAUCAUGCAUACGCUUUCCUGAACAGUAAGUUUCCUGCAUGCUUUGAACCUUUUUCACCUCUGUUGUACUUCUUUUCCAGGACCUGGUGGACUCUGAUGCUCUGCUGGAUGACGAAGACUUUAAGAAACCAGACCCAGCCUCUCUAAAGGCUCCGAGCUGUGGAGACGGAGCUGCCAAGAAGAAGAAAGCCUGCAAGAACUGGUGAGGCCACUGAAAAAUGUCUGUCUGCCAUCGACAAAAGCAAGUUAUGGAUGUUUAAUUCACCAAUAUUGUCUUUGAAAUGCAUUUAAAACUCUGAAUGAAUUGUUGUGUUGUAUGUUUGUCCAGCACAUGUGGUCUUGCUGAGGAGCUGGAGCAGGAGACUAAAGGGAAACAAACGACAAACCUACCAAAAUCUGCCUGUGGAAGUGUAAGUCUGUUAGAUGUCUGAAUUUCCACCAUGGUUUCUCAUAUUAACUUUUUUUUUUUAUGAACCUGUUAAUGAUGAUUUUUUUCUCCUUCAUACGACAGUGUUACCUUGGUGAUGCAUUCAGAUGUGCCAGCUGUCCGUAUAUGGGGAUGCCGGCCUUCAAACCAGGAGAGAAGAUUGUGCUGGACAACAAGACACUGACAGAUGUUUGAAACACCGGAUUAUAAACAUCCAAAAGUCCCUGAUUCACAAUUUACAUUCCUUUUUGCUUCUUAUCCAACCUGCUGCGUCCCUAAAGACCUGAGUCCCCCUGCAGACUGAGAUAAGAGCUUCUUUCACAGCAAAUAAUGAGGAUUACCAUCUGCAUGUCUGCACAGCUACAGCUUUUUUUGUGUGAUUUCUUAAGUAUUCCAAAAAUGACAAACAUUGAUUCAGUAGUGGUUUUCUGAUUGUAGCAAGUUUUGCAAUGAACAAAGCAAGAUUCAAGUCAAAUGGAAAAGGGGCUGUACUGCUGUUUAUGCAAGUUUUUGAGUGGCAUUUGUGUUGAAGGGUUUCCAAGAGGAGUAUCUUAAAGCACUGAAAUGAAAUUGUUAAUGUUCUUUUCAUCAGAAGUUUGAUUUAUGUCCAUCCAAUGACAAAAUAAAUAAAGAGUAUAUUUCAACAAUAAACAGAGGCCCAUAGAAAAA
Molecule: messenger RNA, 4629 nt
Organism: Xyrichtys novacula (pearly razorfish)
Lineage: Eukaryota; Metazoa; Chordata; Actinopteri; Labriformes; Labridae
Source: the annotation of a GenBank genome assembly